AUGAGUAUGAAUCUCCGAGGCCCUUCAACACAGCGUUCCAGUCGUUCUCACCAAACUCGUUUGCCUCCUGGAGCAACAAGGCCAGCUAGCUCCACGGCUUCCCGACAUCCUUUUCCUAGCCUGGCGGCAGUCAUGGGUGCUCGAGAGAGACGAAACAUGCCAUGUCUCCACCCACGAAAGCUCAAUGGCGAAUACAGCUUUGGCCGGGAAUAA
This is a messenger RNA of Thlaspi arvense, 213 nucleotides long. NCBI's taxonomy places the organism in Eukaryota, Viridiplantae, Streptophyta, Magnoliopsida, Brassicales, Brassicaceae. The record is from the annotation of a GenBank genome assembly.